AUGAUAGGAAAUAAUGCAGCAGGAGUCCCUCAAUUUCCACCAGAGCCAGUUCCAAGAAUUAAACCAAAACAUGGUUAUGAGUGGUAUUAAGAUAACAAAAUAGUUAAGAUUAGAAUCCCAAUUAAAGGAAUCACUAUGAAGAAAAUUGAUAUCUUUAUUUCAGAUUUAGUUUUAAAAAUUAACAUCACAGAAAAGAAGUGGGUCAGAGUUUUGGACCUUAAGCAUGAAAUCGACUUUUAAGGAUAAGAAAACAAUGUCGUUUAUGCAAAUGAAGUUCUAGAAAUAAUUUUAGUAAAGAAAGAAGAAAAAAAACAUUGGGAAGACCUUAUCGAGGAUGGUCUAGAUAAGGAAUAAAUAAAGAAAAGAAGAUAAGAAUCAUUCUAAAGAAGAGAGACAGCUUAUUAAGAGCACUUAAAGCAAAGAAAUGAUUUAAAAAUAAAAUUCGAUACUCAUGCCACUAAAGAACAAAUGAGAUUGGAAGAUGAAAACAGAAAGGUUUUAGAAGUCAAAAAGACCGAAGAAAAAAAUUAAGCAAUUGAUAAAAUAUAUGAUGAUGUUGAUGAAAAAGGAAACAUAACUCAAAACUAAGAAUAGAAAACAAAGGUCAAGGAAGAAAUCAAACCUUAAAUUAUUUGGACUCAUAAAUACGACGAUACUAUUUUCAACGAUGAAGACAUUUUCAGGAACGAAGAAUUAGCUGUUGAAUAUGAUGAUAAACCAAAGGUGAGAGAAUAAAAGAAGUUAGAUUUAGCCUUUACUUAGAGAAUGUAUCCAGGAGUUGCUGCUAGAGAAUAACACUUUAAAGAACCUCCCCUUCCAAAAGUAAAAUAAUAGUAAGAAAAGAGCGGCGAUGAUUUAGAAAAUAAAAAUCCUCUUUGGUUGAAGGACAGAGGUGACGAAUUCUAUAAAAAUUAAGAUUUUUAUUCAGCUAUUAUGGCAUAUAAUUAAGCCUACAAACUAGAUUAGUCUAUGAUAAAUUGUAUAGCUAAUCGUUGUGCUUGCAAUAUCCAUUUAUAUAACUAUGAAGAAGCACUGAUGGAUGCAGAUAUGGUCCUUAGCUACUGCAAUUCUCUAAAAGAAGAAGAAAAAGAGCUUGCUAAAAACUAAUCUUUAAGACUAAAAACAAUUUUAAGGAAAGCUAUUGCAACAUCAUGGAAGGGAGAUGUUGAUAGAAGUUUAGAAAUUUUAGACAAGUCUUUAAGUGAAGAUAUCUUUUACUUGAAAGACAACUAGCUGAUUUAAUAGUUUGAAGGAGUUUAAUAAACUAUAUAAAAAAGAAAAGAAAGUAUUUUAAUAAAAAAGCAAGGAGAUACUCUUUUCAAAUCUGCUUAGUAUGAAAAAGCCUUAGAAAAAUAUUUUAAAUGCCUUGAAAUUGACAAUAAUGAAACAGCUAUGGGAAAUAUAAGUUUAACAUAUCUUAAGAUGGGUAAAAACUAAGAGUGUGUUGAAUUUUGCAAUAAAAGUAUUGAAAAAGUUUAAAAAUUUACAAGAUUUGCAAGCUUUAACCCAAUAAAUAAGCAAAGUGUGUAAGAUUCAAAUAAUUUUUUGAUAAAGCUUUACAUAAGAAAGGCAAAAGCUCAAUAGUAACUGAAAUUAUUAAAAGAAUCAUUUGAUACAAUUAAACAAGCUAUUUAAAUUAAUGAUAAAAACUCUGAGGCUAAAGAAAUUUAUAAAGAAAUAGAAAAAUCUUUUGCAAUUGAAGAAGUCAAUCAUCUUAAAGCAUAAGCAGCUGCAUUUAUGAAAGAAAAUAAAGUAAGUGAAGCACUUGAAAUUUAUAAUGAAUGCUUGAAGAAAAUAGAUAGUACUGAAACAAUAGAAUAUUUAGCCAUAUUACUAAACAGAUGUGCAUGCUUCCUGAAGUUAGAAAAGUAUGAAGAUAUUAUAACAAAUUGCCUUCGUGGUCUUAAAAUAAUUAGAAGCUACAAAAAUAGAGUCAUCUCUUGGACAAAUCAAAAAUUAACUAAAGAGGAAAAAGAUAAAUUAAUUAGCUUUGAAUCCAGGUUCUUGGUCAGAAGAGCAAAUGCUUAUUUGAAAUAGAAUUUAAUUUUCAAUGCCAAAUCUGACCUAGAAGAAGCUUUAAAAUUAGAUCCUAAUAACGAAUAAUUAAAAUAAGAUAUUUUAAAAAUAGAUGUAACAAUUAAUGAAACUAAAAAAUGA
Tetrahymena thermophila SB210 is the source of this 2157-nucleotide messenger RNA. RefSeq names its product tetratricopeptide repeat protein. Lineage: Eukaryota; Ciliophora; Oligohymenophorea; Hymenostomatida; Tetrahymenidae. Gene Ontology annotation, biological process: cilium movement; outer dynein arm assembly; inner dynein arm assembly. The transcript is spliced from 5 exons. The record is from RefSeq and is a predicted model, not a curated record. Gene Ontology annotation, molecular function: protein binding.